This is a messenger RNA of Sclerotinia borealis F-4128, 2568 nucleotides long. NCBI's taxonomy places the organism in Eukaryota, Fungi, Ascomycota, Leotiomycetes, Helotiales, Sclerotiniaceae. The record is from the annotation of a GenBank genome assembly.
AUGGAUCCAGAAAUCAAAACAACCAGUCGUAGGUUAACUAAAUUGAUGAAAAGGCCACCACCAUCCAAAGCUAUAACUUCAUUUGGAGCGAGACAAAACGAAAACUCAUCAUUCCCCUUUCCUACAUCUUUACGAACUCAGCGAAGCUCUGGGAGCUUACAACGUGCACCAUCGGCACCUUCUUACCCCAGAUCUUAUUUCACUCCAAGUCAAACCAGAAAACUCACCUCACCAAAGCCCGCCUCUAGCAAUUCGUCUCUCGAGAAUCAAUACUCGAACCCCUCUCCAGUACUGGCCGGCUCAGAAUUCGUGCUUCAGCCCAUAGGAAUGGGAGGAGCGAAUGAUCGCCAUUCCAUUCCAUCGCGACCAAUAAGUGAAAAGAGCUCUGAAGAGUUUAUCGGCGCUCCUUUUGACGGUUCUGGUAUAUUUAAUCACAUCGAUUCAACAAAGUCUUCUGGUUCUCAAAAUACCUUGCGGCGACCGCCACCACCACCGUCAUCGCAUUCGAGUCCAGCGUAUAUGAUAAGCCCACAGUUACGGCAAUCCGCAAGUUUUACCGCAGACGAUAAGAUGAACGAAAAAGUCCCUCCACGCGUGGGUGAGAACCAGCUCAUCAGUCCAAAGAGAUAUUCAGAUGAGACCAAGGAACCGAAAUCUGGUAUGCUAAGAAAGAAAUCUGGGUUCUCUGGCUUUAUGAGCAGCAUUGGUGUUGGCUCACCAAGAGGGGUCAAAAUUUCAGCGCCUGAGAAUCCUGUACACGUUACUCAUGUUGGAUACGAUAAUACAACUGGACAGUUCACUGGGCUGCCGAAAGAAUGGCAGCGUAUGAUCAACGAGAGUGGAAUCACGAAAAAAGAACAAGAGCAACACCCGCAAACAAUUGUCGAUAUCGUCGGCUUUUACAAAGAGAAUACGGAUAAAGGUGGUGAAGAGAUAUUUGAUAAAUUCGAUCAUGCGAAAGUGCCAGAGAUGACGAUGGCGCGUCCCGCGCCCGCACCACUGCCAUUGUCGCCGGGCUUCAAUACCUCGAAUUAUGGAUCAAUGAGCCCAAUGAUGAGUCCUCCAGCGAGUCCUCGAUUCCCCGCGAACAACGAGUCGAAUUUCGAAAAUCCAAGAUCACCACCUCCAAUUCCACGCGGAUCGCAAGGUCUGAGUUUUCAGGUCAAGCCUGAGCUCAACGGACUUGUACCGAGCAGGCCAGCUCCUAGGCCACCUGUGUCGAUGCAAGGACCUACUCGAAUUGCACCACCACCACCUGCCGCCGGCAAAGAUUCUGGGAUUGGAAUGACUCGCCAAAGUGACGAUUUACCGGCAUUGGCGUAUGUCCCUCCAACGGUACAGGACAACGGACCUAUGCUCCCCGAGGAACACAGGUCAAGAUCAAGAUCAAAUUCGAAAGUAAAUGGCACAUCUCCAUAUGCGACUCCAGCGCCGGCAUCCCCACAAGUCUAUCAGCAACAUAUUUUCCAGCAUCAAGAGCAAGCAAUGCAACAGGCCCAACAGGCAAUGAGCCGAUCGGUCAGCGUGAAGAUACCCACUCAGCAAGCUACACCACCGACUCCUCAAGGCCAAUUUCCAUCGAAUGGUAUUCCACACCCAACCCAGCAAGCUAGACAAGUUCCAGGCCCACGUCCCAGACAACGAGCACGCCAAAGCACUGGUUUUGAUAUAGUUGCAAGGUUGAAGCAGAUAUGUACUGAGGGUGAUCCUCGAGACAUUUACAAGGAGCUGAAUAAGAUUGGACAAGGUGCUUCUGGUGGUGUCUACACUGGCUAUGAAAGGGGAACAAACCGAUUGGUGGCCAUCAAACAAAUGAACCUGGAACAACAGCCAAAGAAAGAUUUAAUCAUCAAUGAAAUCCUUGUUAUGAAAGAUAGCUCCCAUCCAAACAUUGUCAAUUUUAUUGAUAGUUUCUUGGUUACUGGGGAACUUUGGGUUAUCAUGGAAUAUAUGGAGGGUGGAAGUUUGACUGAUGUUGUUACUUUCAAUAUCAUGUCAGAAGGUCAAAUUGCAGCUGUUUGCCGGGAGACUCUGAAGGGUUUACAACAUUUACAUUCCAAGGGAGUCAUACAUCGUGAUAUCAAAUCGGAUAAUGUCCUGUUGUCAAUGGAUGGAAAUAUCAAACUAACUGAUUUCGGUUUCUGCGCCCAAAUUAACGAAGCUCAUAACAAACGUACUACCAUGGUUGGUACACCAUACUGGAUGGCACCCGAAGUUGUUACGCGUAAAGAAUAUGGCCGCAAGGUUGAUAUUUGGUCUCUGGGUAUCAUGGCCAUUGAAAUGAUUGAAGGAGAACCGCCUUACCUCACCGAAUCGCCUCUCAGAGCUUUAUACCUGAUCGCUACGAAUGGUACUCCUGCUAUCAAGAAUGAACAUGAGCUGAGUCUCGUCUUCCGGGAUUUCCUCUACUUUGCGCUCAAGGUCGACCCAGAGAAGCGAGCUAGUGCUCACGACUUAUUAAGGCACGAUUUCAUGAAACAAUGCACAGACCUCAUGCAAUUAGCACCCUUAGUUCGAUCUGCACGCAAUGCCCGAGCGCAGGAAAAGGCCCAGAAGGCACUAUCAUGA